Boeremia exigua is the source of this 1708-nucleotide messenger RNA. RefSeq lists its product as uncharacterized. The coding region runs from base 221 to 1444 and encodes 407 amino acids. The record is from RefSeq and is a predicted model, not a curated record. The transcript has 2 exons. Gene Ontology annotation, biological process: transcription initiation at RNA polymerase II promoter; transcription open complex formation at RNA polymerase II promoter. Lineage: Eukaryota; Fungi; Ascomycota; Dothideomycetes; Pleosporales; Didymellaceae. Gene Ontology annotation, cellular component: transcription factor TFIIE complex.
CCAACACCACCACGCUGUCACGUUCACUCGCUCGCGGACAGCCGUAACCCAGUGGACAAAGGACUAAUAGAGCUCCGGUAUUUGGUGAUAGAUUCAACUGCGCCAAUCAAAGCAGUAAUCGCGUCCGGCGCAUGCAGACAAAGAACGAGUCUGCCUUCUCGUGCUGAGGAGAUCGAAUCCAUCUUCGCCAUCGAGCGUACACCUUUCAUCUAUCGCCAUUAUGGGGAAAGAUCCUUUGGAGACUGCGAAGCAGCUCGUGAAAAUUGUUGUCCGCAUGUUCUAUGAGACGGAACAUAUCGUUCUCCUCGAUGCCCUCUGUUACCACGGCGCUUUACAUGUGUCAGACAUGGUCCAGAUUCUCGACGCUGGCAAGAACUCAAAAUACGUCGGAAAGCUGGUCGGUAGGCUGAAGGAGGCAGGCUUGUGCACAACCUACACCGAGCAAGUCAAGCGUGACGGCGCGACAAAACUCUCGAAUCGCGAGUGGUACUAUAUUGACUACCGUCGUGCCAUCGACUCCACCAAGUAUCGCAUUCACAAGAUGCACGAACGGAUCAACAAGGAUGCAAAACCAACGACGGAGAAAGCAGAGCUGUCGUGCAAGCGCUGCAAGUCUCAGUACACCAUGAUGGAUGUGCUUGAUAACCCCGAUUCCCAGGGCCGGGCAUCGGGCUUCUUGUGCCUCAAGUGCAACUUCCCGCUUGAUGAGAUUGACGAAGGCAACCAACAUGAUGCCGACGACACUCCAGCGAGAUUCAACAAGCAGUUCAAGCCACUGCUUGACAUGAUGAAGAUAAUCGACGAGUUGAAGAUUCCGUUGAUCGAGGGCAAGGAUGCAGUCGACACAAAGAUCGAACUGCCUCGCGACAAACUCAUCGAUCCUGGCACGAAGCUAGAAGUUGUCGAUCCAUCCUACACGAGACCUACAGCUGUCAAAGGGCUUGCUGCAGAGCCCGAGAAAAUCAAUGUCCAGAUCGCAUCCACAGCCGAAGAGAAUGAGAAGCAAGCAGCGGCAGACAGAGCUCGCCAGGAGCAGAUUGCGGCGCAGAACCAGCUGCCAUCGUGGCAUACUCAGUCUACAGUUAUCAAGGACGCUAGCGGGACCGCUGCAGGUAGCAGGCAGGAGACGAAUGGCACACGCGGGCCAGCAAUCAAGACGGAGCAGACCGAUGGCAUCUCCUCGACGCAAAAUCUUGAUGAUGUCUUCGCUCAGAUUGAGGCUGAGCGUCGCAAACAAGAACAAGAGGAAGACGACGACGACGACGAAGAUGAAGAUGACGACGAGUUCGAGGAUGUGGCUGUGGGUACCCCGAGUGAGCUUCCAGACUCCAAGCGUGUGAAGAUUGAGUCAUCGGCGGCGCCGACGCCCUCCAAUGUUGCGACUCCAGCCUCAAACGGCAACGGUGGCGAAGAAAGUGAAGAAGACGAGUUUGAGGACGUUUGAUUGUUUCAUUGCAUAGCGCUGGCGUCAUGGUUCGAUGGUGUGCUUAGAGUAAUGCUCACGUUCGGCGUUGGAUAACAAGAAAAACUACGGAUUGUUCUUUUGUCCUUCAGCAGCUAUAAAUACAGACAGACGCUUAUUGGAUUGUGUGCGAACGACUCUUGCACUGCAGACUACUGGUACCUAAUGUCAUCAGGGAGCUCAUGCGCACAAGCCACACCAAAGAGACAGCUAGCGACAUCCCACCUCAUCUCCCCGCGUGCUGCA